Molecule: messenger RNA, 6702 nt
Organism: Saccharomycopsis crataegensis
Lineage: Eukaryota; Fungi; Ascomycota; Saccharomycetes; Ascoideales; Saccharomycopsidaceae
Product: Uso1 protein
Exons: 1
Coding region: 1-6702 (2233 amino acids)
Biological process (GO): intracellular protein transport; vesicle fusion with Golgi apparatus; transcytosis
Cellular component (GO): Golgi membrane; Golgi stack; ER to Golgi transport vesicle membrane
Source: RefSeq, a predicted model, not a curated record
AUGUCUGUUAAUGAUAAGGAAGUGAUCCCAACAAUAUCCGAUAGGCUAUCGAACGCCGUGAAUAUUCUGGACAGAAGGGCAGCUAUUAAGGCCCUUAAAAACUUCGCCAAUUAUUAUAGAGAAGAUAUCAUCCUAUACUCAUUAAAGAAUAUCCUCAAAUGCUUCAAAAGAGAUCAAUUAGACAAAGAAAUCACAAAAAAUGUUUUGCAGUGCCUUCUUGUUUUAUUCAUUAAGAAUAGCAGCUCCAAGGAAGAUACCAGCUGGCUUUCAAACCAAUCAAGAUUCCAGAAUGGUAAAUAUUUGUCCCCUUCCGUGGUCUUAUCUCAAGACGUUUCAAUAGAUCAAUUUUCUUAUUUAAUAGCAGAUGAGUUGACUCAAUCUGAUCUCGAAAUAACGCAGUUGAUCAUUAAUGCGUUGGAAUUUAAUGAUUUUUACAUUUCUCUAUAUUCAUUACAACUACUUCAAGCAUUGAUUUCCACUAGACCUCAAAAGGCCAAAGAAAUUAUUUCUUCCAUUCCAAUAUCUAUUCCAAAUAUUGCCGCUAAUAUUGAUUCAGAUUAUGAUCCUAUAAGAAAUGAGUCUAUCCUUUUAUUGAUGGCGAUUGUUAAUAACAAUUACAAUUUACAGAAGAUGGUCGCUUUCCAAGAUAUCUUCCCAAAACUAUUUCAAAUUAUAGAUGCAGAGAGCGCAAUUUCUCUGAAUAGUAUUGUCCUACAAGAUUGCUUCACUUUGAUAUAUAACUUAUUGGACUCAAAUGUUGUCAAUCAGAAAUUGUUCAUUGAAUCAGACCAUUUGAGGAAUUUAUCUAACUAUAUUGAAUCUUUUACUGUUCCUGAGGCCAUGUCUAUUAAUAUCAAUAACCAGAGACAAUUAAUUGAGAAUAUUGGUAUGAUAUUGAAAAUUGUAUCUAAUUUAUUUAUUUCUAGACAGAAUUCUAUUGAUUUUUCGGAGAAAAUUGAAUCUUCUGGAAUUUUGAUCCAAAUCCUCAAAAUAGUUUUCCUCGGAUAUAUUCCAAACCAGGUCAAAUCAACCGCAUUGUUCACAUUGGCAGAUAUCAUAUAUUAUUCGGAUGAAUUAAAGGUCAAGUUGGCCACUUUUGAUGUCCCUUAUUUGGAUGCUUCAUCCCCUACUACAUCAGACACAGCUGCAAGUAUGCCAUUAGUUCCUGUUUUGCAACUAUUAUUAAACUGGUGUUUGUUCAACAACAGUAUUCAUAUAUUUGACAUCAGAUUAGGAUCUUUCCAAGUUUUAAAGCAUUACUUUGCGAAUAACUUUGAGUUUAGAAAGCAUUUCUUGAUGCAGCAAAUCGAUAUGUUUGACAAGUUGACCGGUGGCAAUAGUUUUAUCAAACCUGACAAUUUACUUGAUAAUAAAGAAGCAAAUGAGGAGAUUGAGUUGAUAGAAGCCUUUAAUUCUCAAAAGAUUCCAAUUGGAAAUAUUUUCACUACAUUAUUGGAGUAUGACCAUGAAAUCAAGUUGAACCCAUACAAAGUCUGGUUUGCCUCCUUAAUUUUGAUAAAUCUUAUUAAUGGUAAUGAGGAAGAGGAAACUGGCGGGAAAGAUGGCGGUUAUAAUAAAAAAAAUGAGUUGAAGAGAACUAUCCAGGAGUUUAAACUCAAAAAUUUUGCAACUGCAGAUGAUGAUUUAUUUGAUGAUUUUUUCAACGAUGGAGAUAAUGAUUCCAAGGAUGAGGUAUUAACUCCAGAAAGUUCUAGUAAAGGAGAACCAGAUAUAGCCGGAGAUACAGCACCGCCAACUGUUAGCAGCUUGGGAAGUUCGCCUGUCCAAGUAGCACGUAAUUCAGGGGAAUUAUCCUCAGAGAGCAAGGAUCACGAUUACGUGGAAGUUGAAGCAAUUGAUGGAGCAUCGAAAAUGAUUGUUGACGAAGAAAGUAGUAUAGAAUCACUAAGGAAAGAUGAUGAUUCUGAAAGGGUCGAGACUGAUGACGAAAAUGUGCCUAUAUCUGAAGCUAUUGCAGCUGAAGUUGAAGUAGAUGAUUCUACAAGCAAGGAGGAAACUAUAACGAUACAAGAUAAAGAUAAUGAUGAAAGAUCCAGCGAAGAAUCAGAGUUUAAGGAGGAACAUGUUUUGACAGCUAUUGAUUCCAUGUUUGAUCUUCUUAUAAGUUCCCUUUCCUUGACAGACAGACGUGUUGGAAUUUCAUAUUUGAUGCUUCUUACUCUUUAUUUUUUUGAAAAUACUCAACUCAUAAAGACAUUUAUGAGAAAUGAUUUACUCAAUAAGACUGAUUAUUUGAAGAAAUUGAUGAUUUUUUUAAAGCAAGAACGGAGUAAUAUUUGCGAGGAAGAUGCUAUCAUUUCUGGAAUGAUCUGCGGUUUGUUAGGUGUAAUUUACGAUAGUUGCCCAAGGUUUUUGGAAGAUGAUGGGGGGAUUAAUGUUAGAUUGUCUCUCCACGAACUUUUUAUGAAGAUUGUUGGUGUUGAUAUAUACCAGAUCACCUUGAGAAACUUCAAAAAACAUCCUCUUGUCAAGAAUUACGAAGAUUUUACUACAGUUUUUGAAUCAUCUGACAUUGCAUCAAUUGAAAAGGAUAAUACUGGCUUGCCGAAGAUUUACUUUUGUGAUUUGUAUAUUGACUCAAUUAUUAAGGAUAAUUUCCAAAGAAUUAUUAAUAGUUGGGGAAAUGAUCCAAAUUCUGAUCCAAAUGGAAAAUUGAAAUACGCUGACUUUUUGAAGUUAAACAGUGAACUCCAUAAGUUGCAAUUGGAUCAUGAUUCAGAAUUGAAAUUGAAGGAUAGAUUGAUCGAAGAGAAGGCUGAAUUAAGCAGAGAGUUAGAGGAAACUAAGAAGCAGCACAGAUCCAAUUCUGCAAAGCUUAUUGAACUUCAAAAUGAUGCAAGGAAAUUGAAUACAUCAAAUGAGGGACAUUUAUCUAAGAUAUCAGUUUUAAAUAACAUAGUUUCCAAACUCAACACUAAAAUUGCCACAUUGGAAAAUGAUAUCAGAGAAAUGAAUAAAAAACUACAAAAGUUAGAAACUGAAAACCAACAAUUGAUGAAAGAAAAGGAAAAUUUGAUCAACAAGAAUAAAAAAGCUGAAGAUGGUAUUAAUAAAAUGUCAAGGGAGUUAUUCCAGCUCACAAAGAAAGACCAGGAUAAUUCAAAUACUAUUUCUCAACUUAAGAAAAAAGCAUCGGCAGAUACUAAGAACUUUGAGAAUAAGAUUUCCCAAUUAGACAAGAAGGUUACAAACCUAGAGCUGAAUGUCAAGGAAUUUGAAGAGAAAAAUAAUGAAUUUCUUGACCAGAUCAAGAAGUUGGAAAAUGAGAAGACUGAGCUCCAAAGAGGUUUUGCCAAUUAUGAACGUAAUUUAAUUAAUGAUUUGAACUCUAUGUCCACUAAAUUGUCCAAUGCGGCCUUUGAAAAAGAGAAUUUGAAUCACACUAUUGCCACUAUGACUAAUGAAAUCAAUAAGUUCAAGAAGCUCGUGGCUGAUAAUGAAAUUCAAGUGAAAGAAUACGAACUUAAGAUAAAUCACUUGUCAACGGAAAAGCAGUCAUUGGAAGCUCAGUUGAUUGAGCUACAAGGAUCUCAUGAUGACCAAAACGCUAAUUUUGCUAUUUCACAGAAUUCUUUUAAAAGCAAAAUUGAGGAAUUAACAUCUUCAGUUGCUUCUUUAACCCUGGAAACAGAUAGUAAGGCCAAAGAGUUGAAUGCCAAAAUCUCCGAAUUAGACUCCUUACAAAAAGAGAUUAAAGAGAAGGACUCUGAUAUUGAAACUUUGAGAAAGGAAAAUGUGGUUUUAGUAAAAGCCGCAGAAGAUAAAGAUUCUGAGUUGUCUCGUUUACAAAGUAAAUUUAAUGAUUCUACUUCAAAGGCUACCGGGUUGAAAAAUCAGCUAACUGUACUUAAUGAUAAAAUUAAGGAUUUAGAGUUACAAGUGAGCUCUACUGGAAAUUCCAACAAUGAAUUGAAGAAAGAGAUUGAAAAUAACAAUAAUCAGAUGACAAAUAUCAAGAGAAAAUAUGAAGAAGAACUUCGUACCAUGAAUCUCGAAAAGGAUGAGUUGGAAAAGAAAUUGAAGGAAAUUGAAGAUGAUUCGGAUAUGAAAAAGAAACAUAUCUCAAACUUGGAAAAAGAAUCAAAAUCUCAAAAUGAAAAGAUUGAAAGCGCCAAUGUCGAUUUGGAAAAGAAAACACAGGAAUUAAAUGAAUUAGACCAGAAAUUGAAGUCACAUGAGGCGUCUUUGAAUGAUAACGUAUCAGCCAAUGAAAAGUUGUCCAGAGAAAUCGAAGAAAAUAAGACCCUGAUGAAGAAUUUGGGCGCUCAAAUCGAUGAUCACAAAUCAAAAAUUUCUUCAUUGGAAAAAGACAACAACAUUAAGGUGAAAAAUAUAACUGAUUUGGAGAACGUAGUUAGAGAUCACAAAAAUCAGUUGAAGAAACUACAAAAGCAUGCCGAUGAUUAUGAGGCUAAAAUUGGUCUUCUAAAUAAGGAUAUCGAGGUUCGUGAAGAGAAGAUUAACCUGCUAAAAAAAGAUGUAGCUGAUGGUAAGGGUCACAAUCUGGAAUUAAAUAAGGAAAUUGAUGAGCAUAAGGGGACCCUUGAAUCUUUAAAAAAGCAGUUUGAAGAUUUUAAAAAGAAUUCUGAGGAUUCUGAAAAACAAAUUCUGUUACAUAAAAGCUCCAUUGAGAGCCAUCAAAAGGAAAUUGAGACCUUGAAUUCUGCCAUACUGAAAGAAAAAGAUAAAAUAAAAAAGUUGGAAAAAUCUUUGGCGCAAUCAAAAUCUGAAACUUCCAAGAGUAAUGAUAUUAAGAAAUCUUUGCAAGAGGAGAAACAGAAGCUUCUUGAUGAUAUCUCGAAAUUGGAAUCUGCUAUUUCUAUGAGUGACAGCAAGAUUUCUUCACUUGAAUCUGAUAUUGAGGAAAAAAAUGACACGAUCACUAGUUUGGAAACUUCUAUAAAAUCUGAUAGUGACAAAAUUAACUCACUUGAAGAUGAAAUUAGACAGGAUCAAUCCAAGCUUGAAUCGCUAUCAAUUGAUCUAAAAUCAAAAGAUGAAAAGAUUAUAUUACUUGAAGAUGAAAUCAAACUUAGGGAAUCCGAAAUUGAAAAACUCAAAAUUACCAUGGAUGAAACGAAAGAGUUGGACGAGGCAGCUAAAGCGGAAUUGGAAGCCAAAGAAAAAGCUGCUAAAGAAAAGCAUAACAGGGAAAAGUCUGCCAGGGAGCAAGCAAACAAGGAAAAGUUGGCUAAGGAGAAGGAGGCGAGAUUAGCAGCUUUGAAAGAAAAGGCAGAGAAAGGGAAGGAAUUACAAGAAAAAGUAGAUAAAGUAAAAAAAUUAGAGAUAUCAAUUAAAGAGAUGGAUAAAAAGGCCAAAAAGGAGAAAAUAUUGUUGGAGAGUCUAUUGAAGGAAAAGAAUGCUUUAAAGGAAACUAUAAAAUCUUCAGAUGAUAAAGUUAGCAAAUUGGUUGAUGAUUUGAAAUUCAAAGAUGAGGAGAUUGAAAAAUUGAAAGCCGCUAACGCAAAUUUGAAAUCCAGUGAAGAUGAGUUGAAUAACUUGUUAGAAUCGCAUAAGGCCGAAGUUUCCAAAUUAAAAGGUUCUAAUAAGGAGUUGAAAUCAACCUACAAAUCGAAAAUAGCUGCAUAUGAGAAACAACUCAGUGAGAAAGCUUCCCAUUUAAAGGACGCUGAGAAAUUGAAUUCUGAGAAUGAGAGUGUCCUUAAGUCGUUGAAAUUGAAAGAAAAACAACUAGCUGAGGAACUCAGCUCAUUGAAGGAUUCCAAGGAUGUUACUAUUAAAUCUCUUCGGGAAGAAAAAGAAGACAUUGCUCGCACGAAACUGACUUUGAUCGAGAAAUUAGAAAAUACAGUGGCUGAGAAAGAUAGAGAAAUCAGUGAAUUGAAGUCUAGUUCAGGCUCUGAAGUAGCGUCCUUGAAAGUAAUGAUUUCUUUGAAGGAGAAAGAACUUGAUGGUUUGAAAAAAUCAGUCGAUGAAGAGAUUACCAAAAUAAAACAGUUAAACGAAAAGGAAAUGAGUGAGAUUUGUCAAAAAAAAGAUAGCGAGAUUGAAGAAAAGCAAACUGAGCUAGCAGAAUACAAAGAAAUGAAGGAAAUAGAAAUAGAAAAAGCAAAGGAUGAGCAUACUAAGGAGUUGGAAAAAAUUGGAGCUAUUAGAGAUCAUCUUGCUGAUGAUUUGAAAGAAUUAAAAGAAAGCCAUAUACCUGCCAAAGACAAGUUGAUUGAAGAAUUGAAAGAAUAUGCCGAGUCUCAUUCUACCAUUAAAGAGAAGGAAAUUUCAAAGUUGAAAGAAAAAAAUAGUGAAGAAAUUAAAGAAUUGAAGUUGUUGAAGCAGCGUGAGAUUGAUGGCCUAAAAGAAUCAUAUCAUAGCAAGUUGUUAGAGAAUCAAAAGGAACUUACUGACUUGAGAGAGUUGAACCAGAAAAAACUUCUUAGUAAAAAUAAAGAAUUUGAUGAAUUGAAAAAUUCCACAACAAAAAUAAUAUCUGAGAAAGAGACUAAGAUUACUAAUCUUGAAGAUAUUAUUGUUCAAACUAGCAAGAAGGAAGAAGACGUUGUUCCGAAAUCAGAAAUGGAUGAUUUAGUGCUUUUAUUGUCAGAAAUGGAUGAUAAGUUGAAGAAGUAUAAAAGUAAAUUGAGAGAUUUAAAUGUUGAAGUAUCUGAUGACGACGGUGAUGAAGACUCAGAUGAUGGAUCAGAUGAAGAUUCAGAUGAGGAUUGA